AUGAAUCCCAACUCGUCGCACAUGUAUCCGCCGGCGGCGAACUAUGAGGAAGAGCCCCCGGCAUACGGCUAUGGAGGCUCGUACCUCCCCGAGCACGAAUCCCCUCGUCACGCCGCGCCGACCAUGCGACUGCUGCCCACGAGUACUACGACGGUAGAUGAUGACUUCCGGGAAAACGUGGGAAAUACCUCGGCCUACCAUUACGGCGAGGCGUAUGAAGAAGACGAAGAUUCGCCGACGGACCACCCGAGGCAAGUUUCAAACCGAUACUAUCAGUAUGCAACGGAGGAUGCGCCGUCACGACCAGCUUCCAGCAUGCGAAAUGCUCCCAACAUCCCGCCACCCGCGACGUCGGUAGUCGAUGUGCCCGAGUACUCACCACGUUCUGGUUCUCCAACCCGACCUUGGUCUCCCGGCCACGUGGGCGACUGGGCUAGGGCCCCAAGACCCCCCUCUGUUAUGAGCUCGCAGUAUGAGCGAGCCGACCUUAAUGGCAGCCCACGCCCGGGUACGCCAAGUUCGAGAUAUGGAGGCAGUCCACGACGACCGUUGCCACCAGCUCCGUUGUUCACGGCUCCGCGAUCUACGAUGGGUGAGCAGGAUACGAGCAUCGACAUCGGCGAUCCGGACGACGACGUGUUCGGUGGUGGCGGAAGGACGAUUAAUCGUCAUGGCCAACAUGGCAGUGUUCAUUCCUUCAUGAGCGAAUCGACCGUGAUCACGGACGAAAAAGAAGCGAUGAACAAGAUUGAUCUAGAUGAAGAUGACGAAGCGACGGGAAUGGUGGAUCCGAACCUGCAUUACGGGCCUGCCCCAGAGAAGCAGAGUCGUCGAGGCGUUCGCGAAGCCCAGAUGAUCAAGAAAGAAGUCCAGCUGGUCAACGGUGAACUGAUCCUGGAGUGCAAGAUUCCGACCAUUCUCCAUAGUUUUUUGCCGCGUCGAGACGACCGAGAAUUUACCCAUAUGCGGUAUACUGCCGUGACCUGCGACCCCGACGACUUUACGCAGCGAGGAUACAAAUUGCGACAGCAAAUCGGCACAACCAUGCGUGAAACGGAACUGUUUAUCUGUGUGACCAUGUACAACGAGGACGAGAUCUGUUUUACACGGACUAUGCACGGCGUUAUGCGCAAUAUCAGUCAUCUUUGCUCGCGCUCAAAGUCGCGAACAUGGGGCAAAGACGGGUGGAAGAAGAUUGUGGAAGGUAUCGCCAAGAACAUCGUCAACCAGAAGCAAGUCAAUGCACACGUCUACGAGUACACCACUCAAGUAUCUCUCGACCCUGACUUGAAGUUCAAGGGCGCCGAGAAGGGUAUCAUGCCGUGCCAGGUCAUCUUCUGCCUGAAGGAACAUAACAAAAAGAAGCUUAACUCGCAUCGUUGGUUCUUCAACGCCUUUGGUCGCGCCCUCCAACCGAACAUCUGUAUCCUCCUGGAUGUUGGCACUAAGCCUUCACCUACUGCCCUGUACCACUUAUGGAAAGCGUUCGAUCAGGAUUCCAACGUUGCCGGAGCCGCUGGUGAGAUCAAAGCAGGAAAAGGCAAGGGCAUGCUGGGUCUUCUGAACCCUCUGAUUGCAAGUCAAAACUUCGAAUACAAGAUGUCGAACAUUCUGGACAAGCCUCUGGAGUCCGUGUUUGGAUACAUUACCGUGCUACCUGGUGCGCUGAGUGCCUAUCGCUUUUUCGCGCUGCAGAACGAUGCCGAGGGUAACGGCCCGUUGAACCAGUACUUCAAGGGAGAGACGCUACACGGAAAGGAUGCGGAUGUGUUCACGGCAAACAUGUACCUCGCCGAAGAUCGUAUCUUGUGCUGGGAGCUGGUAGCCAAGCGAGAAGAAAGAUGGGUCCUGCGAUUCGUCAAGAGCGCGGUGGGAGAAACUGACGUUCCCGACAAUGUCCCGGAGUUCAUCUCGCAACGAAGACGAUGGCUGAACGGUGCUUUCUUCGCCGCUGUGUACUCCAUCGUCAACGGAAAGCAGCUCUGGAAGACGGACCAUUCCCUGCCGCGAAAGAUUCUCCUCCAGAUCGAAGCCGUCUACCAAUUUGUCCAGCUUCUUUUCACGUAUUUUGGAUUGGCCAACUUCUACCUGGCGUUUUUCUUCAUCGCCGGGUCACUAUCGGACCCAAAGAUCGAUCCCUUCGGUCAUAACAUGGGCAAAUGGAUCUUCAUCAUCCUGCGAUAUGCCUGUGUAUUGGUCAUGUGUCUGCAGUUCAUUAUCUCCAUGGGUAACCGUCCGCAAGGAGCCAAGAAGUUGUAUCUCUCAGGAAUGAUCGUGUACAGCAUCAUCAUGGUGUAUACCAUUUUCUGUACGCUCUACCUGGUUAUUCUGGAGCUGAUCGCGAAAACGGGAGGGGAUGUAGAUCUCCCCGUGAGCGACGGGCUCUUCAUCAACAUCGUGGUUUCCCUACUCUCGAGUGUCGGUCUCUACUUCUUCUCCUCAUUCCUCUACCUGGACCCGUGGCACAUGUUCACGUCGUCGGCGCAGUACUUCGCUCUCUUGCCCAGCUACAUCUGCACGCUGCAAGUGUAUGCGUUUUGCAAUACACACGACGUCACAUGGGGUACGAAAGGAGACAACGUGAUCAACACCGACCUGGGUGCGGCGCGCAUCAUCAACGGGUCGAUCGUCGAAGUCGAAAUGCCUUCGGAGCAGCUGGAUAUUGAUAGUGGCUAUGACGCCGCACUGCGCAGUCUUCGUGAUCGGGAGGAAGUGCCCGAGCCCCCGGUCCCGGAGAGUCAGCUGCAAGAAGACUACUACCGCGCGGUCCGUACCUACAUGGUCUCCAUCUGGAUGGUUGCCAACGUGAUCCUCGCCAUGGCGGUCUCCGAGGUCUACGGAGUGGACUCGGGCGGCACCAACAUCUACCUCGCCAUCAUCCUGUGGUCCGUGACCGGCCUGGCGCUGAUCCGUGUGAUCGGCUCGACGACGUACGCUAUUCUGCACGUGGUCCAGAAGCUCGUGGAAGGGAAAGCCAAGUUCGACGCGGGCAAUCUGGCCCAUGGCACUGGCAGCGCGACGUCCAGUGCGGUCAACGGCAGCACGGUGCAGUAUGGCGGCGGCGGCACGUUCCGGGAUAAGUUCACCGAGGCGAAAUGGGGCAUGAAGCAGCAGGUGGGGAAGGUAAUGUUCUGGCGGAAAUGA
Messenger RNA from Aspergillus nomiae NRRL 13137, 3144 nucleotides. It is a transcript of the gene chsB, whose product is annotated as chitin synthase class II. The record is from RefSeq and is a predicted model, not a curated record. The transcript is spliced from 5 exons. Gene Ontology annotation, molecular function: chitin synthase activity. Gene Ontology annotation, cellular component: cell septum; cell periphery. Lineage: Eukaryota; Fungi; Ascomycota; Eurotiomycetes; Eurotiales; Aspergillaceae. The coding region runs from base 1 to 3144 and encodes 1047 amino acids.